This is a messenger RNA of Lates calcarifer (barramundi perch), 3528 nucleotides long. It is a transcript of the gene vegfd, whose product is annotated as vascular endothelial growth factor D. Gene Ontology annotation, molecular function: growth factor activity; chemoattractant activity; vascular endothelial growth factor receptor 3 binding. Gene Ontology annotation, cellular component: membrane. The record is from RefSeq and is a predicted model, not a curated record. The transcript has 8 exons. The coding region runs from base 1038 to 1985 and encodes 315 amino acids. NCBI's taxonomy places the organism in Eukaryota, Metazoa, Chordata, Actinopteri, Centropomidae. Gene Ontology annotation, biological process: sprouting angiogenesis; positive regulation of mast cell chemotaxis; positive regulation of endothelial cell proliferation.
CUGGACGGGUGAGUGGGUGGGGUGUCUGUCAGACAAGGGUGGUGCUGGCAUCAUUUUUCCUCUCGCACAUUACAGAGGUCUGGAUCAUAUUUAAAACACGUGUUACUGUUCUCUGGCUGUGUGCGGUUUUGCAGCUCCAAAGAGGAAGACACUGAUGGGGGAUUUAACAGGCAGGCGACCUGAUCACUUGACAGAUGGACAUUAAAAAGGAAGACAGGAACACACAAGCAAAUAAAAAGGCACACUUUGAGGCAUCAGGACCAGCAGCAGAGAGAUAUAAGGUCAGGCACUAAGACAGACAUACUAACUUCUCAUAGCUCUUUCAGACCUUAGAAGAAAAAGUUGUGUGGCCAUUCAUGUACGUCAGGGCCUUUUUUUUUUUUUUUUGGACAAACCACAUUAGGAUCUGGAGAGCUGAGGGGUGACACAGGGAAAGUUUAGCAUACAAAUAUUGUAACCACUGAAAUUAGCAGUUAAGGGAAACCAGACGCAAGCAGCCUUUUCAGGAGGUGGGAAGAAAAGAGUUUGAACAGAGAGGAAUUUUUUCAGAUCAUCUAUAUUGAAGCCCUGUAAUACUUCAAAGGCCUUCAAACCAACUGGACAAAACAGAGAGUGUCUUUAAGGAGAUUUUAAGGAUAUCUUGACUUUUCUGAGGUAAUUUUCAACUUCUAGUAGUGUUGUUAUUUAACUGGACACCUCAGGUUCUGCAUCAAAGCUUCAGCAGUAAGAGUUACACAUUUUAAAGCCUCUUUAGUCUUCUCCAUUUGGCUGGUGUGCUGUGACAGGUUAGGUCUGGCUCACACACACACACACACACACACUCUCUCUACUGUGCAGCUGGAAGAUCAAGAGUUUGUGUUGCACAUACCUGCGCUGGGAAGACAGAGUGUGUGUGUGUGUGUGUGGUCUGAGGAACUCAGCUGGUCUGGGAAACAGAGUCAGAGAGGCAGUCGGUUCUGAGUGCUUCCUGCCAGCAGUAAAAGGAGACAAGUUCAUACUGCUGAGUGAUUCUCAGAGAAAGCGAGCGAAACCAAGGGAUGAUGAUGAAGAUGAAACAGACCCUGUGCAGACUCUCUUUCUUGGUGACACUGGUGGUGGAGAUGAGCUGGAUAAAUGUGGGCCACAGCAUGCACACGGAGGGAGGAAGAAGGGCAAGUAUGGUAAUGAAGCAGUGGGAAAGGAAAGUACGGUCAGCCUCCAGCCUGGAUGAGUUGCUGAGACUCACAGACUUUCCUGACUGGAAGUUGUGGAAGUGUCGCCUGAGACUGCAGCAGCCAGAGACCCAGACAGAGACCCUCUCCUCUCCACCCUCAGUGGGGUCGCACCGCUCUACACGUUACGCUGCAGAAUCUUACAGCCUGGAGAUUCUUAAAGCCAUAGAUGAAGAGUGGCAGCGGACUCAGUGCAUGCCAAGGGAAACAUGCGUCGACGUGGCCAAGGAGUUAGGCACUGACCCCUCCAUGUUCUUCAAGCCUCCUUGUGUGUCCAUCCACAGAUGCAGUGGUUGCUGCAAUCAAGAGGGUGUCACCUGCAGAAACACAACUACUGUAUAUGUGAAUAAAACUGUCCUUAGUGUCAUUCCAUUCAAGUUUGUACCAGAACCCGUGCUAAUAAAAAUAGCUAAUCAUACAGAGUGUAGGUGCAUGGAGCCCGCCAUAAUACGACGUAAUGCUCAACCUCACAGGAGCAGUGGCUGCUCUCUGAUGGGCCAGCUGUCAGAGGCAGAGGACUCCAGGAGACUGUGUGCCAGUGGGUUGAUUUGGGAUUGUUCCAGUGACAGAUGUAUACCUUACCCUUCCAGUAUACCAGAGUUUCCUCUCAGUUCAUGGAUGCCCGACUGUGAGAUAGAUGUGGAGCGAUGUGAUUGUCUUCCUAGACCUGUGCCAACUCUGCAGCCAAGAGGCUGCCAACUCAACUCUUCCACCUGUGCCCACAGGCAUCAACAUUUCGAUCAAGCCUCCUGCAGUUGCAAACGGCCCAAGUAGAAGUCCAUGGGGGGGGGAUGAAUUACGACAACCUGCUUGCCAAGGAAGUUUGGAGGCAGAGAAAAAAGGCUCAUAAUUUAUUUACAGUCCUAUUUAUGCUGAUCAUUUUAACUAAUUAAGAUGAUAUUAACUUACAAGACCAUGUUAAUUGAUUAUUUUUUUUACAUGCUUACCUUAUGUUUCAAUCAAUGUGUCAAGUUUAUAUUUUGUACAUUUGUUCUUUGUGCACUGAAUAUGUAGUUUAUAUUAAAAGAUUAUUUUUAUAAUUUGAAUUUGAUAUGAAUGUAUGCAUUAUUGCUCUAACUGGACAUUUCCCCAAAUCUCCACCUUCUGACAAACUUCACAUACUUAUUUCCACUUGUUCAAAAUAACUGGGUACAGAACUCGCUUUGCAGCCAACUUGCAUACUUUAUUUGCAACAAGCUAAGUAAGCUGAGACCAUAAAGAAUCUAUAAAAAAUAUUUUCCCUCCUUGGAAAUAUUCAUGUUUUUUCGUGAUUUUCUUUUUCUGUUCCAACAGAAAAAGAUUCUUUAAUGUCCAACAGAUUACAUAUGAAACCUUUAUCACAAUUAUAUAUAAUAUAAAACAUAAGAAGUCACAUAAUCAGUUCAACAGAGAUCACCUGUGAGACAUCAGAGGCUCUCAACUGAUUACAUUAUAAAUACAACUGAAUCUGGAGGGCCUGUGAGGCUAGAGAUUAAAACAAGUGCAUUAAUGCACAAUGCAAUACAGGGAAAAUUCUGAAGGAAAAACUGACCUGUAACUUGAGAGAAGAUUUGUUUUCCAGCAAAACAAGGAGCCCAAGCAUAAAGUCGUAAAUGUCCUUGAGUGGCUGCUGACUCAGAAUCCAGAUCUCUGGAAAAGGUUGUUCAUUCACAAACCCCAUGCAGCCUGAAAGGGAAACCAGGAACAUGUGCAAAGCUAAUAGAGACCUGUCCACAAAGACCCAGGACUGUAAGUGCUGCCGAAUGUGUAUCUGCUGAAUACUGACCUGGAGGGAGUGAGUACUGUUGACAAUAAGUAUUUUAUAUUUGCCAAUAAUUUAGAUCACUUUGUAGUGUCCUGAUUUCACUUUGACAGGUUUUCUCCUGCUGAUCUGUGUAAAAAAUAAAAAAAAUAAUCUGCUUUGGUUCAGUGUUGUAAGACAAUAAGACAAACUUUUAUAGGCACUCUACAAGCUAACAUGAGAUGAGUCCUGCUACAUUGCUAUCUAUUCAAUACCUGUGAACUUUUUGUUAGCCAGAUGGUGGCAGAGAAGAUGGCAAUCUACACCUCAGUAUGAUUUGUGUUUGUUAUAUGUUAUGUAUUUGAGCCUCCAGAUGAAAGUCAAUCGUCUCUAAUAAAGUUUAAAGAUCUGCAGCAGAAACAACAUGGCUUAUCAGAAGACAGAGUGGAUUGUAAACACAGCUUCUCAUAAAACAGAACCAUCAUUUGUAAAUGUGUUUAUUUUACUGUUGCUGCUUGGUGAAUGUAUUGAUUUCCAGUCUGGUAUUCCUAUUUUUCCCUCAUGCUGCUGAUCCAUAAAAUGUAACAUUUAAGUGUA